AUGGUUCACACCCCCCUCUUCAGUAGUUUCCAGGUGGAGAAUGGUUCAUCCCCCCUCUUCAGUAGUUUCCAGGUGGAGAAUGGUUCACCCCCCCCUCUUCAUGAGCUGGAGAACGGGGUGUCUCCGGGCCAUACCCCUCUUGGCUCCCAGAGUCCCAGCCUGACCCUGCACCCAUCCUUCCCCCAGGGGGGCCGACGAGAGUCCUUCCUCUACCGGUCAGACUCUGACUACGACAUGUCCCCCAAAAACUCAGGCUCACGCAAUUCUAUCGCCAGCGAAGGGCAUGCAGGAGAAGACUUCAUUGUUACCCCCUUUGCUCAGGUGUUGGCCAGCCUGCGCUCGGUACGGAGCAACUUCACCCUCCUCGCCAACGUCUCCAUGCCAACCGUCAAGAGGUCUCCACUGGGCGGUGUAGCGCACCACAACCCCAGAGCAGCUCUAUCAGAUCAACAGUAUGAGCAGCUGGCUACAGACACUCUGGAGGAGCUGGACUGGUGUCUGGACCAGCUAGAGACCAUCCAGACUCACCGCUCUGUCAGCGAUAUGGCUUCCAACAAGUUUAAGAGGAUGUUAAACAGGGAGCUGUCUCACCUAUCAGAGAUGAGUCGUUCGGGUAACCAGGUGUCUGAGUACAUCUCCAGCACCUUCAUGGACCAGCCCAACGACGUGGAGCUGCCGUCCCCUAGUCUAAAGGAGAAGUCUAUGUCUGAGAAGUCUAUGAGUCAGAUUAGCGGAGUGAGGAAUCUGUCCCACAGCUCCACUCUGUCCUCCUCUUCUGUCCCGCGCUUUGGAGUCAACACUGAACAGGAGGACCAGCUAGCCAGGGAGCUAGAGGACCUGGACAAGUGGAGUUUCAACAUCUUCAGAGUGUCAGAGUUCUCCAACAGCAGGCCUCUCAGCUGCAUCAUGUACGCCAUCUUCCAGGAACGUGAUCUCCUAAAGACGUUCCGUAUCCCCGUCGACACCUUCGUGACCUACGUGAUGACCCUGGAAGACCAUUACCAUGGCAACGUGGCCUACCACAACAGCCUGCACGCCGCCGACGUCUGCCAGUCCACACAUGUCCUCCUCUCCACACCCGCACUAGACGCUGUGUUUACAGACCUGGAGAUCCUAGCAGCUCUGUUUGCUGCAGCCAUCCAUGAUGUGGACCACCCCGGAGUGUCUAACCAGUUCCUCAUCAACACCAACUCUGAGCUGGCUCUCAUGUACAAUGAUGAGUCAGUGUUAGAGAACCAUCACUUGGCUGUUGGCUUCAAGCUGCUCCACCUGGAAAACUGCGACAUCUUCCAGAACCUGACCAAAAGACAGCGACAGAGCCUCCGCAAGCUGGUCAUCGAUAUGGUAUUAGCUACAGACAUGUCCAAACACAUGACUCUACUAGCUGAUCUGAAGACCAUGGUGGAGACUAAGAAGGUGACCAGUUCAGGAGUGCUGCUGUUGGACCACUAUACAGAACGCAUACAGGUCCUGAGGAACAUGGUUCACUGCGCAGACCUCAGCAACCCCACCAAGCCACUGGGUGUGUAUCGCCAGUGGACUGAACGCAUCAUGGAGGAGUUCUCCAGACAGGGAGACAAGGAGAGAGACAAGGGCUUGGAGAUCAGCCCCAUGUGUGACAAACACACUGCCUCGGUGGAGAAGAGCCAGGUGGGUUUCAUAGACUACAUAGUCCACCCUCUGUGGGAGACGUGGGGUGACCUGGUCCACCCUGAUGCCCAGGACCUGCUGGACACGUUGGAGGAGAACAGAGACUGGUACCAGUCCACCAUGCCUCAGAGCCCCUCUCCGCCCUACGACAAACACCUGCUCACAGACCGCUUCCAGUUUGAGCUGGCACUGGAAGAUGUGGAGCUCAACCACAACCACAUACAACAACCCAACGGGUCCAACCACAUGGUCAGACAGGAGAACGGAAACCAGGACCAUUCAAAGGAGGACCAUGUUGAAGAAGGGGAGAAGGACCAUGUUGAAGAGGAGAAGGACCAUGUUGAAGAGGUGGAGGAGAACCAUGUUGAAGAGGAGGACCAUGUUGAAGGGGAGAAGGAGGAGAACCAUGUUGAAGAGGAGGAGGAGGAGAACCAUGUUGAAGAAGAGGAGAAGGACCAUGUUGAAGAAGAGGAGAAGGACCAUGUUGAAGAGGUGAAGGAGAACCAUGUUGAAGAGGUGGAGGAGAAGGGCCAUGUUGAAGAGGAGAAGGAGAACAAUGUUGAAGAGGAGGAGGAGGACCAUGUUGAA
This is a messenger RNA of Salvelinus namaycush (lake trout), 2238 nucleotides long. Its product is annotated as cAMP-specific 3',5'-cyclic phosphodiesterase 4C-like. Gene Ontology annotation, molecular function: 3',5'-cyclic-AMP phosphodiesterase activity. Gene Ontology annotation, biological process: signal transduction. The annotation marks the transcript as partial. Lineage: Eukaryota; Metazoa; Chordata; Actinopteri; Salmoniformes; Salmonidae. The transcript has 15 exons. Gene Ontology annotation, cellular component: perinuclear region of cytoplasm; cytosol; nucleus. The record is from RefSeq and is a predicted model, not a curated record.